UCUGCUCUCUGCUUGAGUAAAGUCAGGGCUGAAUCACAAUCAGCUCAGUUGCGCUUGGAGAAUGAACACCGGGUGAUGCUUGAGAUUUUUCUUCUUCUUCCUCUCUUUUUUAAAUACAACACAUUUUGGCAGGCAGACUUUUGUCAAGGUUACAGAGCAAAUAUUAACUCCAACGCAAGUCUGUGUCUUCUUUUUCUGAAUCAAGUGACUCUUAAAUGGAAGGGGAAGAUAUGGAGUGAAAAAAUGAUUGAACCUCACUACGGGGACGAAUAGUGCUGGUAAACAGAGGUGAAAACGAACUGAAGGAACCUGCGAGUACAGUGGAUUGUUUCCCUUGAGGUAUUCCAUGACCAAGCUCAUAGAAGACAUCCGUCUGCCUCUCAGCAUACGCUCUGCUCCUUAUGAACUAAUCCCCAGGGCUCUCUGGCGGCUUCCAUAUCUCGCAAGUGAGCAGCACAGCAUGCUUUCAAGCUCUGAGGGGUGAUGUGGCAGCAGCAGGGGGGCAGAUUUAUUCAGCCGCAAUUGAAGAAAAAAAGCACUUCCAUCAUCUCUCAUUCACUUCCUAUUCUUUUGUGUCCUCCCUGAUUAUGUUCCUGCUUUGGGCUGCGACGAAAUGAACCUCUCUCCACAACUUGACGGGUCUUUUUCCGAACUUGUCUUCCAGAUAUUUCAUUCUGUCUCCUCCAUACCAUGACUUUUUCAUUCAUGAUGCCAAACUUUUCCUUUUGAUGCCUCGCUGCUUUCUUUUUCAUUGGAUACACUCACCUCAUAGUCUAGUCUCCAUUGUCAGCUUUUUGCACCUUGCGCUUUCGUCUACUUUUCUCCUGUGCAUCUCCCUUACCUGAUUUAUUCCCCCCCCCCCCCCCCCCCCUUAUUUUCCUCUCCUCUUUCUCCAUCUCUGACUAUCCAUUUUUCACUCCUUUCUUGAGCCUGAGGGCACCCAGGACUCAGCAGCUGACACAUACUGCUCACCGUCUCUCCUAAUUGCCAUCUCUUCUCGACUUCACUUUUUUUCCCCCAUCUCCCUCACGCUCAAACCGCCCGUCUUGUCACGAUGUACUCCUCCGAGGAACUCUGGAACUCCACCGAGCAGGUGUGGAUCAACGGCUCCAGGGCAAACUUCUCUCUAGGAAGACAAGGGGAUGACGAUGAUGAAGAGGAAGGGGAUCAGCACCCUUUCCUCACAGAUGCCUGGCUGGUCCCUCUCUUCUUUUCCCUUAUCAUGUUAGUCGGACUGGUGGGCAACUCUCUGGUUAUUUAUGUGAUUUCCAAGCACAGGCAGAUGAGGACAGCAACCAACUUUUACAUAGCAAACCUGGCAGCCACUGACAUCAUCUUCUUGGUGUGCUGCGUCCCCUUCACUGCCACCCUCUAUCCUCUCCCUGGAUGGAUCUUUGGCAACUUCAUGUGCAAAUUUGUUGCGUUCCUACAGCAGGUGACAGUCCAAGCCACCUGUAUCACUCUGACAGCUAUGAGUGGGGACCGCUGUUACGUCACUGUCUACCCUCUGAAAUCUCUCCGCCAUCGCACUCCAAGAGUAGCCAUGAUUGUCAGCAUCUGCAUUUGGAUUGGCUCCUUCAUCCUUUCCACCCCAAUUUUAAUGUACCAGCGUAUAGAGGAGGGUUAUUGGUACGGCCCGAGGCAGUACUGCAUGGAGAGAUUUCCCUCAAAGACACAUGAGAGGGCUUUCAUCCUCUACCAGUUCAUUGCUGCCUACCUGCUGCCUGUCCUCACUAUCUCAUUCUGCUACACUCUGAUGGUGAAGAGGGUGGGCCAGCCCACUGUGGAACCUGUAGAUAACAACUAUCAGGUCAACCUCCUGUCUGAGAGAACUAUCAGUAUCAGAAGCAAAGUCUCCAAGAUGGUUGUGGUAAUCGUCCUCCUCUUCGCCAUCUGCUGGGGUCCCAUUCAGAUCUUCGUCCUCUUCCAGUCUUUCUAUCCAAACUACCAGCCCAACUACGCCACAUACAAGAUCAAGACAUGGGCCAACUGCAUGUCCUACGCCAACUCUUCGGUCAACCCCAUAGUUUAUGGUUUCAUGGGAGCCACCUUCCAAAAGUCCUUUAGGAAAACCUUCCCGUUUCUGUUCAAGCAUAAGGUCAGAGAUAGCAGCAUGGCUUCCAGGACUGCCAACGCUGAGAUCAAGUUUGUUGCUGCAGAGGAAGGCAACAAUAAUAAUGCAACAAAUUAAAUCUGGCAAUUCAAAAUUGCAAGAAUGGGAUUAUUGUUUGCAUCAAGAGCUAUCGCUGCAAGAAGACAAUAAAAUACUGAACAUUUUCCAGCCAUGGGUUCAGUGUGUGAAAGUCUUCAGAGAGCAACUGGUUGAUUUCAAAAGGACAGACUGUGUUUGGCAGACAUGUUUAAGUUAUGUUAAUAAAUACAACUGAUUAACCAAUUGAUGAGGGGAAACAGAGACUCAUAAUACAGAUGGACACUAACAGUGUUUGGCACAAUAUAUUACCUGUUUGACUGCCAAGGCCAGGCACUAACAUCAUCUAUCGAGCUGCCAAACACCACUGCCAAAUAACACAGUCAGACAGUCGUUCACAUCGGGUGACGAAAGAGGAGAUUUGCCUGAAAACUGCCACCGGGAGUCCUAAUCCCUGUAAGAUCAUGGCUGACAGGGUCAUCAGCUUUGUUAUAAACUAUUCAGCAUUUGGACAGCUGAUGAUAUUAUGUCUUCUACGACACAUGAGAAUAUGCUUUUUUGGAAAUGACUGAAGGCUGAAUGUGCAUUUUGAAUGGACAGUUAUUACUCUAGAACAGAUGCCUAUGACAUGUUAUUCUUUCAUUUAUGUGGCUGACAUUUGUUCCUAUCACUGGAGAGGAGAAGGCAAGUUUAACUCUUUCUGUGUCUGUCAUUCUGGGAAGCAGUUAGUACUACACAAUUUCUUAGUUAUUUCUUAGUUAUUUCUUAGUUUGACAUUUUGGAAAAUAAACCUUUUCGCUUUCUUGCAGAGUUACAUAAGACCACUGUGACUGUUAACAUAUGGAGCUAAAGCCAGGAGGUUAUUAGGUUAGCUUAAGAUGAAGACUGGAACCAGGGGACACAGUUAGACCAGCCCUAUCUAAAAUUAAAAAAUAAGCAAAUCGUGAACUUUUGUUGCAUCUCUUUCCCUUAUUUCCUUUAAUUUUCCCAACAAAAAAACACAAACAACAAAACUCAGAUGCACACAGAUGAAACAAACAACAUAUGAGUCAAUUCAUUUCCAGGCAGAUUGUCAGUAGAAAAUGUUAGCAUUGUACGUUUGUACGUUUGUCAUAUCACUGCUGACGCCGCACUGUGUUACGGCGUAUUGUUGUGUUGAAGAGGGCGCUAUGCAGGAAGGCAAAGCUCUCACUGUACCAAUCCACCUAUGUCCCAGCUCUCACCAGUGGUCAUGAGCAUUGGGUAGUGACCGAAAGAAUGAGACUGCAGAUAAAUGCAGUUGAAAUGAGUUUCCUCUGUAAGAUGGGGAGAGGGAUGUCUGGCGUAUCUUACUCAGCCUGCUGCCCCCAAAAACCAGGCCCUAGAUAAUGCAUGACUAAAAUGGAUGGAUGGAUGGAUGGAUGGAUGGAUGGAUGAAUGAACAUUUCUGCAAACUACAAAUAUGUUACUUUUGUGCAUGGUGGAUGGUGUGACACCUAGGCAAGAUGCCUGCCACGCUGCAGACAGCUGCAAAUCAUAAAGACUAACAAAAGACCAAACUUUUUUUCUUUUAGCCAGUCAUCGCUGUUUCCAUCAGCGUUGCAGUCACCAAACAUGAGGGUUUUUAAGCGACCAGUACCGUGUUUCCAAGGGGAUAGUGCCACAAUAAGCAAUUGCAUUUCCUGCCGGGAUUAUUGUACCAAAACUGGAU
Molecule: messenger RNA, 3839 nt
Organism: Epinephelus lanceolatus (giant grouper)
Lineage: Eukaryota; Metazoa; Chordata; Actinopteri; Perciformes; Serranidae
Gene: kiss1ra
Product: KISS1 receptor a
Biological process (GO): G protein-coupled receptor signaling pathway
Cellular component (GO): plasma membrane
Molecular function (GO): G protein-coupled receptor activity
Source: RefSeq, a predicted model, not a curated record